AUGCGUCCAAUUAGAGCCCUCUUUCUAGCCAUCCUGGCCGCACUCAUGGUGCUGUCUCUCCAGUUAACACUGCCUGCCACCGGCUCGUCCUCCGGGACUCCUACGAGCAGCUCGCCCUCCGGCACUCCUACCAGCACCUCGCCCGCCGGCACGCCUACCAGCAGCUCGCCCUCCGGCACUCCUGCCAGCAGCUCGUCCUCCGACACUUCGCCAGCUACGACCACCACAACAACAGAAGCCACGACGACAACCACAACCACAACAGAAGAGGCGACUACCAAGAAGCACCAUCGCCGCAUCCAUCGCAGGCGUAUAGUGAUUAUCCGUAGAGAGAGAGGCGGCGGGGAUAACAGGAGGAACAGGAGACUUAGGCGUAAAGGUGGAAGCGGUGGGGACGUGAGGCGUGUACGUGUUCAUGAGCGUCGCAGAGUGCGCUUGGGCCGAAGGUUCUCCCGGGUGUAA
Messenger RNA from Drosophila miranda, 462 nucleotides. RefSeq names its product salivary glue protein Sgs-3-like. The transcript has a single exon. Lineage: Eukaryota; Metazoa; Arthropoda; Insecta; Diptera; Drosophilidae. The record is from RefSeq and is a predicted model, not a curated record. Bases 1 to 462 code for a protein of 153 amino acids.